AUGACCUCCCUCUCCAACGGCCAUGCCGUUGACUCUCAAGAAAAAGCACAAGCACAAGCUACCCGCCGUCGCAUCGAAUACCACGAGGCCGAUGUCGUGAUCAUUGGCGCCGGUAUUCUGGGAUGUGCCCUCGCAGUCGCAUUGGGAAGACAAGGCCGAAGUGUGAUCCUACUCGAAUCAUCCAUGAAGGAACCCGAUCGCAUUGUCGGUGAACUACUUCAACCCGGUGGCGUGCAAGCGCUGGAAAAAUUGGGCCUGUUGGAGUGUCUGGAAGGAAUUGAUGCAAUUUCCGUGAAAGGAUACUAUAUCUCAUAUUUCGAAGAUCCUGUCAACCUCGAUUACCCUCGCGAGACGCCCUCCUCGCCGGAACCCCGCGGCCGUGCCUUCCACCAUGGUCGCUUCGUUAUGAAAUUGCGCCAGGCUGCGCUGGCUUGUCCCAAUGUUACGGUUGUUGAGACAAAGGCCACAGGAUUGGUUACUUCGACACAUACGCAGCAGGUCCUCGGCGUUGAAUGUGUUACGGAUGACAUGAAGGACUGCUAUUUCGGUCAACUUACUGUCGUCGCUAACGGCUACGAUACGAAAUUCCGCGAUGGUCACCACCCCCACAAACCCAGCCGCCGUUCCAAGUUCUGGGGCUUGGAAAUGAUCGAUGCACCCCUCCCCUCCCCUUGCUAUGGUCACGUACUUCUCAGCGAUAUCCCGCCGGUAUUGAUGUACCAGAUUGGCACCCACGAGACCCGAAUCCUGAUCGAUAUCCCGGAUAACCUCCCCGCUGCAUCGGUGAAGAAUGGUGGUGUGAAGGGCUACAUGCGGAAUUCCGUUCUGCCUUCCCUUCCAAAGGAGUGCCAGGGUCCAUUCCUGGAUGCCUUGGAAAAGGGACAAUUGCGGUCUAUGCCAAACUCGUUCUUGCCCGCAUCCACCAAUAAGACAGCUGGUCUGAUGAUUCUGGGUGAUGCGCUUAACAUGCGGCAUCCAUUAACGGGUGGUGGAAUGACUGUGGCAUUGAAUGAUGUCUGCGUGAUCCGCGAGCUGCUCAGUCCGGAAACUGUGCCGUCGUUUGAAGACACCGAACUGGUCUUGAAGCAACUUGCUCGUUUCCACUGGCUAAGAAAGAAGUCUUCUACCGUUAUCAAUAUUCUCGCACAGGCUUUAUACAUGCUGUUCGCCGCUGAUGAUGUGAAUCUUCGAGCUCUGCAGCGCGGCUGUUUCCGUUAUUUCCAAAUCGGUGCUGUUGAUCAGCCUGUCCUGAUGCUCGCUGGUCUCCUCAAACAACCUCUAGUCCUCGUCAGACACUUCUUCACUGUUGCUUUCCUCGCUAUCUGGGUCCUUUUCCGCGAAACCCCAGUGACUCAGCUACUCAUGUUCCCCUUCCGAUCUAUCAUGGUCUUCUGGACAGCCUGCAUCGUCAUUGUCCCAUACAUUCUUGCCGAACUUUGGUCUUAA
Messenger RNA from Penicillium malachiteum, 1446 nucleotides. RefSeq names its product squalene monooxygenase erg1 (gene erg1). The transcript has a single exon. Gene Ontology annotation, molecular function: squalene monooxygenase activity; FAD binding. Gene Ontology annotation, biological process: ergosterol biosynthetic process. Gene Ontology annotation, cellular component: endoplasmic reticulum; membrane. The record is from RefSeq and is a predicted model, not a curated record. Bases 1 to 1446 code for a protein of 481 amino acids. NCBI's taxonomy places the organism in Eukaryota, Fungi, Ascomycota, Eurotiomycetes, Eurotiales, Aspergillaceae.